Molecule: messenger RNA, 1989 nt
Organism: Wallemia ichthyophaga EXF-994
Lineage: Eukaryota; Fungi; Basidiomycota; Wallemiomycetes; Wallemiales; Wallemiaceae
Product: Exocyst complex component EXO84
Exons: 5
Coding region: 1-1989 (662 amino acids)
Biological process (GO): exocytosis; Golgi to plasma membrane transport; intracellular protein localization
Cellular component (GO): exocyst
Source: RefSeq, a predicted model, not a curated record
AUGAGCAAGCAGCGCGUAUCCAGAAAAUCGCUGAGACGGCCAACGACAUUCUAUGGCGCAAGUGAAGAAAUCCCGCCGAUGCCUCGCCAGUCGAUGACGCAGGAGGAUCUCCCAGCGACCACCAAAGCAGCGGCACCGAUAGGGGCGAAGAAAUACAAACCAAAGGCACACGCAAAGGAUAGAAAGGAAGGCAAAGAUAGUGAGAAUGAUAGCAAGACGAGAUUAGGCGAGAAGCUCAAAAAGAGGCUGUCCGUCAAGUACACCUAUCAGCAGCCAAAGACGAGGACAGUUGGCAGCGCACCACCUGUGCCCUCCCUCCCGAGCACUCAUAUACCCAACCAGAAACAGACGCCGCAGACGGAAGAUGUCAGAGAGAGCUUACUUGAGGAUAUCGACGAGAACCGAGUCAGCCAAGUGAGCCAAGUGGAUGCCGAUAUUGAUAUCAUCAACAGAGAGUGGCUCCAGCAGCCAGACUUUGAUGCUCAAGCUUACAUUCGUACACACCUCGCUAAUGCCAGUGAGGACGAGGUGGAACACUUCAAGCAGGCCCUCACUGAUGCUAUGCAGUCUACCAAUUUGCAACUCGAACAGAGUGCAUUCAAGAAUUACGCUGACUUUAUCGCCAUUUCAAAGGAGAUUGGCGCUCUCGAGACAGAGGUGCUCGAGCUGCGCGAGCUGCUUGGGGAGUGGAGAAGCCUCCCGGAAGCAUUCGGUGUUGAGAACGUAGAGUCUGAUCUGGAGACAACAAAGAAGAAGAGAUCAUCAGUUGCAGAUCUUGCAGCCGUGUACAGGACCCAGCUGCAGACGCUACACUCUACAGUCGAGGGUUCGUUGAAACACGUACCUCAUGCACCAGGCAGACAUGUCGUGACGACUGCAUCCAAGUUCGUUGAAUUGAACGCUGCGACUUACAGAGUAGCGCAGUCUGUCGAAAUGGUCUUGCUGAAUGACACCCUCCUUAUAGCCAGCAAGAGAAGACGUCAAGCUAGUGGCGGUCGCGAGAAGCUCAUCGCCGAUCGUGCUUGGUCUUUGUCUGAAAUCAAUAUCCAGGAUCUCCGAGAUUCGAUUAAGGUGACGAAUUCUAUCAAAGUUAAGCAUAACAAGCAAUCGUAUGUGUAUAUGGCUGAGUCGCCGAGCGAUAAAAAUGUCUUCUUGAAUGCCGUUAAGCAAGUCGCAGAAGAAUACCAAGCGCAAAUGGAGCAGCAGCAACAUAAUCAAGAAGGAGAUCUCUCGCCUAAUUUCAUUAUCAGUCCUUCGAUAGCGUCAAUCCAAUCGACGAAUUCGCCUUUAAGAACGCCUAUAUCCUCUUCUAACAAACACUUGCAAUGGAUGGAAGACUUUAUCGAUGAGCUGUCAGUUAGUGUCGCCGUCAAUGACCACCAUGCUGCUGUCGAGCACGUGGAGCAAGGACGGAAAAUGCUCAGAAGCACCGAUGACAAAAGUGAACGGGAGGCACUACAAGCCCAAAUAGCGCACCAAAAGGGUAUACUAGUGAGAAACCUGCUACGCGUUGUCGACGACUUUUCAAGACUUCGGGAGCAUGUUCUAGUUGAUGUUAUCUCGCUGUUGCACAGAUUGGAUGAAGCAGGCGCCGGCAGAGACACCUACUUGAACAGUCGCAAAGAGCUCAUCAAGCAUAGGUCGAGGCAGAUGGUGUUUGAUGGAGACGUAGUCAACUACGUUGCUGAAUUAGCAGUCAUCACCUUUACGAUAAUCAAGCAGUCGGCAGAAUGGUUCAGGGCUGCAUUCAUUAAUACGAACAAAGCAAGCGGAUAUGGAAACUGGGCAUCUGAGCAGAUUAAAACGUUUGCAGUCAUGUUCAGACGACAGGUAUAUGGCUCGCAUCUGGGGAAGAGCAUUAUUGAGCGUGCGAUUCAAGUAACACACGAGCAAGGACAGAGAAUACUGAAAGAGGUGCAGACGUCGACAGACCUGUGUGUCAUACUUAAUAAGCAGAUGGAGGAGCAAGUAUCGCCUAGUCUGAUUUGA